GCAACUACAGUACUGAGCAACGCGGCAGACAGAAGCAGCGCCACACGGCGUGUCUCAAGGGCAAAUAACGCAUUAGGAAAAAAACGGCACCACGCGUAAGGGACUAAAAGUGACAAGAUCGGAACUAAAUCAUUGGAAUUGUAUAUGGUUUCCUAUUUUGAAGGAAUGCUGUGGAUAUACAAACUCUAAAGUAUAUCUGUACUCGAAGGGAAAACAACAGUCUCUCCAUUCAUUUGUUAUUUUUCCAGUGUUUUUGUAGUGGCAACACUCUUUUUGAACUCACCCUAGUGGUGUGGCACCACUUACAGGGUGCACCAGAGGAAGGAUCUACUUUUCUCAUAUAAAGAAAGGAAACAGGGGGAUUACAAGUGUAAAGACUUUUGGGCUAAGCCCCUGGGAUGGUGGAUCACUUUGUGUGUAGCGCGGAGCACUUCCUGUCUUACGGUGGCCUCCAUUCGCCCUCGCCGGUGCCAUUUCGCCUGUCGGACAUGGUAACAGACUCCGCGAACUACCAGGUGAUGCCCUCACCCUUCUCCGAGGAUGACCUAAGCGACUCAUCCAGCCUGCGCUCCUGCUCGUCGCCGGACUCGCAGGUCCUCAGCUCCAGCUGCGGGAGCUCCUCGAGCGCCGAGAGCUCGGACAGCAUCCUGGACUUCCUGCUGUCGCAGACCUCCCUAGGCGGAGGCGGCGGAGGGGCGGUGGGCGAUGCUGCGCCCAGCGUGAUGCCCAUGUCCCUCUCCAGCCUGCUGUGGGACUCGCGGCGGGAACCGGUCAAGGAGGAGAGCUUUGACCUGCCCAUCUGGUCACCGUCGGAGUCACCAGUGGAGCCCUUCCAUCCCACGCUGGAGGAGAUCGAGGAGUUUCUGGAGGAGAACAUGGACGCGGUGAGCAUGAAGUACGAGCCCAGGGAAGGGGCCACCGCUCUGGGCCUGAGCUUCGAGCUGGAUCUGGGCUUCGGCCUCGGGGUGGAGGUGGACAGCGAUGAAGUCCUGCCCGGAUCUCUGGCGGUGGACGCUGCCAAGUCUCAGCACGACUCGGACCAAACUGUGCCCACCACCACAGACGCCAUGGUGACCAACGCUACCAGCACAGAGACCAAAAGCCCGCAGGAUGGCCAGCUUCAGUCAGCAGACGCUAGCACACCAACGCAGGACGUGGUAAAGAAGGAGGUCCAGGGCAGGCCUGUGUCGGAGACAGGAGGCAACGGCAGCAUGCCGGUCAUCCUGCAGAUCCAGCCUAUCCAGAUCAAACAGGAGAGCCAAACCGCAGCCAGCAGCCCCCGGACCACCACCACUGCCCAGGCCGCUGCUCCUUCCCCAUCCUCCGACAUCAAAAUCGCCCAGCUGCUGGUCAACAUCCAGGGCCAGACCUUCGCUCUCGUGCCUCACCUCCUGCCGUCCUCCCCCACCUCCUCCACCGCUCCUGCCACCCCCACCACCUCCGUCACCUCCAUCACCUCCAUCACCGGCCCCGCUCUCAACUCCUCCUCCAAGUUCGUCCGCAUCGCGCCCGUCCCCAUCGCCGCCAAGCCCAUGGGCAUCGGCGAGGGCGGAUCGGGCGUCGCCGGCAUCAACGGAGGGCUCCUGGUCGGAGGUGCCCAGAAGUACCAGAAGAACCCCAUGGCAGACCUCAUCAAAAUGCACAAGUGCUCUUUCCCCGGCUGCGGCAAGAUGUACACCAAGAGCAGCCACCUGAAGGCCCACCUCCGCCGACACACGGGAGAGAAGCCUUUCGCCUGCACCUGGCCCGGCUGUGGAUGGAGGUUCUCUCGUUCAGAUGAGCUCUCUCGGCACCGACGGUCACACUCGGGAGUAAAGCCGUAUCAGUGUCCUGUGUGCGAGAAGAAGUUUGCCCGCAGUGACCACCUGUCAAAGCAUAUCAAAGUGCACCGAUUUCCACGAAGUAGCCGGACAGUCCGCUCCACAAACUAACCCCUGAUACCCUCCCAAUGGACAGAGGCCAGGGAGCAGAGAGAGCACACAGUGUUUCUCCUGUGUGUGUGUGUGUGUGUGUGUGUGUGUGUGUGUGUAUAUGUGUGUGUAUGUGUGUGUGGGUGUGUGUGUGUGUGUGUGAUGAUCUUGUUCCAAGUUGAAAGGAUACUGGAAAAACAAGCAAACACACAAAUACACUUACAUACACAAGUCAUGGCGAUUAAUGUUGCUUAAUGUCCAUGUUGGUCUAAUUUUACUUUGGAAUCUCUUUCGAAUCAUACAAUCAUAGCUAGUAAAAUAAUAUUUUUACAAGAAAAUAUGGGGAAAAAGCUUUUUGUAAGAUUCAAGCUUAUAUGUACAACAGCUUUUUAAAGAAAAAAAAGUUAGAUCACUUUCUUGAAAACUGCCUUGGUAUCAUCAAACAGAGUUGCCGACAGCCUUCCCCAUUAAUUCAUUUGAAUGAAGUGAUUCAUUUGAGUUUGAGUUUUUUUAUUCAUAUUUGUCAAAUCUGGCUGAGGGCCACAGAGACUAGCUGAACACUUAUCCCACUCAGCACAAUGACUUCCGCCAUUGGAGCAGUUCAGGACCGCUAUUGUUACAUAAGCUACUGAUGAAACAUUAACACUCAAGGUGCUCUGCCGUGGAAGGUGAACGCAGACGUUUUCCAAAACACGUUCACAUGCUCCUUGGUACAUAACAUUUUACUGUAAGCAGGACUGAACAGCCAUAAUGUCAUGUUCGUUUUGACGGUGCUCCUUUUGAAGUGGUAUAUAGCACAUUGGAGGUGUUCAACGUUAUCAGGCAGUUUUUCUUCAGAUAACAGGGGGGAAGUGUUCAUAAGCUAUGGGGAGCUACGGAAGUUUCCAGUUAUCAGGCACAGCAACAAUCAGCUCAUCACAUAGGGUGGGUUAGAAACUGAUGCAGGAUGAAUAUUAGAAUUAUCAAACGCAUCAAAAGAGCUCAAUGCGCACAGAUAAGGAUUGUACCUAUUUAAAUGUGGAAACAGGCCUUUAAAUCAGUAGGCUAUUGGAUUGAUAAUAUUUCUGUUUUGUUUUGAAAGCGAUGGUGUCGUAAUGUACUUGUAAGCAUCUCCUGAAACCCAUCUACAGUGUGUGUUUUCAUGUACUCUCUGGCCUUACUGAACCAGUAUGUCCUUACUGGAGGUUGAUUCUUGGUCCUGGAGGACCAAGAUCAGGUUUUUUUUUUAUUGUUUUUCUUUUAAAACUUGGCACUAAACCAGCAGAAUUGUACUGGUCUUGUUGGGACCAUUAAGGUUUCUCACCCAAGUUUGCAGGACCACGUUCUGGUUUUUCUAACGGGUCUCAGUCUUUCAACAUGAGAUGUUUUGAGGGUAUGGACACCCAGGUCUCCAUGAAGGACCAUGGAGGAAGGAUUCAGAGAGUGUAAAACUGAAAAAAGAAUUGUAACACUGACAGAAAUGACAGCCCCCUUGAAAUGUGUAAAUUCGCUGCAUACAUGGCCAUAGACUUGAAUGUCAUAUUUUUUUGGUUGUUUUUGUUAUUUUGUCUCGAUAUUUUGUCUCGAACAAAGCUUAAAUCUGAUUCAGCCUGUUACUGGAAUGUCCACAAGCCUUUGGAGAAGGCUCACUGUGUGGACCUCGCUGCACAUCUGCGAAAGGGAAGAAAAAUCCACCUGCCUAGAUGAGCCUUAGGCAGAUUCUUGCCCUUGCCUGAUAAAAACACGCAGUCCUGUUUUGGCCUUGUCAGAUUUGGUUGGCAGCCCUAAAUGAGAGGCAUCGCUCAAGCAUAUGCAGUGUAUGUUGUGAAGAGACAUAUCAAACCAGGGGACAUACACCAGAUUUAAUGUUCAUCAGGCAUUCCUUCCAGUCAUGUAUUGAAUUUAAUAAAUGCUUGUUAGAAUACAGGUGUUUGUUUGAAAUCACAUCCUAUGAAUGUAUGUAUAUAUGUGGGGGACUGUACCUAGCUGCAGCAGUCAGAGACAGGAAAGAUCUUUCUUUGAGACUAAAUGUGCAUCUUCAGUCUGUGGUGAAGACUUGUAGUGUAUACCCCAAAUGUGUACAUAACGUAACGUUUCAGUAAUAUGAAUAUAUUAUAUAUUUUUUCUUUGUUCUACACAAAAUGCAUUUACAAAUAAAACCUUGAAAACUA
Messenger RNA from Alosa alosa (allis shad), 4060 nucleotides. RefSeq names its product Krueppel-like factor 15. Bases 399 to 1931 code for a protein of 510 amino acids. The transcript is spliced from 3 exons. The record is from RefSeq and is a predicted model, not a curated record. Lineage: Eukaryota; Metazoa; Chordata; Actinopteri; Clupeiformes; Clupeidae. Gene Ontology annotation, biological process: regulation of transcription by RNA polymerase II. Gene Ontology annotation, molecular function: RNA polymerase II cis-regulatory region sequence-specific DNA binding; DNA-binding transcription factor activity, RNA polymerase II-specific.